UUAAGGGGUGCAAAGCGGCGGGAGUGGGGGCGUGGAUGAGGCUUCGUGCCACUGUGUCCUGGCUGGGCAAUCCCGAGAGCUGGGCUCUGGACCAGCAAGUGAGGUGUGAGUAAGGGAGAUCACAGGAUGUUUUGGCAGUUGAACCUGCGGACCCCACUAGGGCGGGGAUACCUUCCUCUUUGCCCCAUCCUUUCCCGGGUUGCCCGCGGCGACCCACGUCCACGCUCAGAGUCGCUGACCCUUGGCUGCUGGCUGGAGCAACGGCGCCACCUAGUGGUGAAGGUCAGAGAGGCCCACGGUGUCUCGGCGGGGACCCCAGCCUCGAGGAGGGGCCUUGGAGGCUGGGGUGGCGAUUCAGCACCAGGGUGAGCCGGACAGCGCCUCCCACCGCUGCCCUUUGACCCCUCCUCCCGGGCUUGGCCCACCCUGAAGGGAACCCGAAAACCCCUCGACCAUUCCUGACAUUCCCACAUGGCCUCCAGUUUGCCAAGCUGGUGUUCGAGGACGCACUGCUCUCCCCCCUCCACGCAUCUCUUUUCUCUUGGCGGUGGCACUAGGCGGGCCAGGGCUGCGGGGGGAGGCGGCCCGGGUCACACAUUUGGUUAUUCACACUACAUUCCCGGACGCCAGGUAGAGUUUUACUAAAGUGGGGACCUCAGAAGCGCCGGCAACAGAAUAGGUGACUUUCUGCACAUCUGGAAAGCCGCAGAUGGAACUCGGUCCCGCGGACCGAGGCAUGCGCGUGAGGACAGGUGUUGGGACACACGCGGGACAGGCAGGGAGGCGCGGGGGCCGGGGGCUGGAUUUACGCUCAGCAGGAGCCAGCAGGGCCCCGGCGCUAGGGCCCCGCGGAGUUCCGGUGGGCGGGGCUCCGCGGUGCGCGCGCAGCCGCAGACGGCGGCCAGAUGGAUCCCGAAUCCGAACCCGCGUCCGUGGAGGUUCCUGCGGGGCGUGUGCUCAGCGCCUCGGAGCUCCGCGCCGCGCGCUCGCGGUCCCAGAAGCUGCCUCAGCGGUCGCGUGGCCCCAAGGACUUCCUCCCCGACGGCUCCGAGGCCCAGGCCGAGCGGCUGCGCCUGUGUCGCCAGGAGCUGUGGCAGCUGCUGGCGGAGGAGCGCGUGGAGCGCCUGGGCAGCUUGGUGGCCGCGGAGUGGAGGCCGGAAGCGGGCUUUGUGGAGUUGCAGUCCCCUGCGGGGAAAUUCUGGCAGACCAUGGGCUACUCGGAGCAAGGGCGCCAGCGGCUUCACCCCGAAGAGGCCCUGUAUCUGCUGGAGUGUGGCUCCAUCCAGCUCUUCUACCAAGACCUACCACUGUCUAUCCAGGAGGCCUACCAGCUGCUGCUGGCCGAGGACACCUUGAAUUUCCUACAAUAUCAGGUCUUCAGCCACUUGAAGAGACUGGGCUAUGUGGUUCGUCGGUUCCAACGAAGCUCUGUGGUGUCACCUUAUGAGAGGCAGCUUAACCUGGACGGCUAUGCCCAGUGCCUGGAGGAUGGGACUGGCAAAAGGAAGAGGAAUUCCAGCUGUCGGUCUGUUCAUAAGAAGGCCAAGGCCCUGCAGGACUCCUUGACUCCUGUACUGGCAGCCUCCAGCCCACCUGACUGUGACCAGAAUAGCCAGUACCCAGAGGACAAGCCGCAGGAGUCAAGCCCCAGGAAGGGCUCAGGGCUCCCCUUUCAGUUUCUGGGGUCCUCAGAACUUUGCCCUGAUCUAUCCAGGGAGGAUGUGGGAUGUGGCCAGGAGAGUGGCAAAAUAGAGAAUGGAGCCAAAGGGCCUCCUAAGCUUCGCUGGAACUUUGAGCAGAUCUCAUUCCCCAACAUGGCUUCAGAUAGUCGCCACACCCUCCUGCCUGCCCCAGCCCCAGAGCUGCUUCCAGCCAAUGUCAUUGGGAGAGGGACAGAUGCAGAAUCCUGGUGCCAAAAGCUGAACCAGCGGAAAGAGAAGUUUUCCCGGAGAGACCGGGAACAGCAGGCACGGGUCCAGCAGUUCCGGGAGGAUGUGAAUGCAGAUCCCGAGGUGCAGGGCUGCUCUAGCUGGCGGGAGUACAAGGAGCUGCUGCAGAGGCGACAGAUGCAGAAGAGCCAGCCUCUCCCUCCACACCUGUGGGGCCAGUCUGUCACCCCCUUGCUCAAGCCUGAUAAAGCUGAUUCCCCAGGUGGUGGCAGCAGCCACAGGGGAAGGUUUCCUGAUGAGUCAUUGCCCAGUGACACUCGUGGGGGAUGAAAACUAUGCCUGCGUUCUUAAGACCGUACCCAAGAUUCCUGGAUGGCUUUGCCAGCGACCAGUUACAGGUUUCCCCCCCUCCACAGCCUGUUAGCGAGAACAUGGUGGCACCGCAGUGGGAAGUUUUAGCCAAGUGAUAGGAAAGCUCACUACUAUCUGCUCUCAGUUUUAAACACAAGGAACAAGGUAUGUGGCCAGAGAGGAGCAGGAACAGGCUCAGAACUCUGUAAAAGCACAUGGGAGCGAGGUAGAGUAGGGUUGCCAGAGAAAUGCGUUCUUCAUACUGCUCCUGUGCAGAACAUAAUUUAUACUGAACAUCCCGGUAAGUCUGGUGAUCCUAACCUGGGUGCAGAUUUGGCAGUAUGAUGGAAGCGUGUAGGUUGACUCCCCUCAUCAACAUCUUGUUUUCACUGCCCUUGUAGCUGAGGUCCUUCAACACAUCUCUGUGCUGCAGACAACACACCUUGCUGAUGGAGGUUACCGGUGAGUCUCAGCUGUGCUCACUGUCUCCAUGACACUGGCUGCCAGGUGGAGCAACAGCUGGGAUUUGAUUCCUGGAGUUGGGUGUGAGUCAGAGAAUCACCCCUGGGAUACCUGCCUACAGACUUAGCUCCCAGUGACAGCUACUGUCAUGGGUGUCUAGGGGAAAAGGGAGAAUGACAAGAUGGUGGGUAUAUGCCUGGUGAGGCUGCUUUGUAGCGUUGGUAAUAGGAAAGGGUUUGGUUGGAGGGAGCUGGGAGAGGAGAGUCCUUGUUUUAAAGUUUCUUAUUUGGU
Meriones unguiculatus (Mongolian gerbil) is the source of this 2993-nucleotide messenger RNA. It is a transcript of the gene Tsen54, whose product is annotated as tRNA splicing endonuclease subunit 54. The transcript is spliced from 9 exons. NCBI's taxonomy places the organism in Eukaryota, Metazoa, Chordata, Mammalia, Rodentia, Muridae. The coding region runs from base 906 to 2219 and encodes 437 amino acids. Gene Ontology annotation, biological process: tRNA-type intron splice site recognition and cleavage. Gene Ontology annotation, cellular component: tRNA-intron endonuclease complex. The record is from RefSeq and is a predicted model, not a curated record.